Rotaria sp. Silwood1 is the source of this 468-nucleotide messenger RNA. The record is from the annotation of a GenBank genome assembly. Lineage: Eukaryota; Metazoa; Rotifera; Eurotatoria; Philodinida; Philodinidae.
AUGCCCGGACGUAAUCAAAUUCGUAUUGAUGAAAUUUUGCAUCGACAAGCCGGAAAAACUGUACUAGCCGAAUAUUUGUACGAAGAAGAUGUUGGUUUUGGUAGAAGACGCUCGUAUCAUAUAAAAGUUCCUCGAGACGAGUAUGAGCGGAUAGCAAGAAGAACCUUGAGAACGGUAAUACCAUUUGAUAAAUGGUUGAAAGUGUUGCGACCAUUCAUGUUGGGUGAAGAAGCAGCCGAUGAUAUAGCUGAAGCAUUUCGUAUACUCGACACCGAUUAUUCCAAUAAAAUCGAUAUUGAUGAACUCGAAGCGUUUAUGCCAGUCAUUGUACCUAGGGCGCCUCCAAAAGUUCUACGUCAAUAUAUUCAAAAAGUUGACAGAAAUUUUGAUGGUAAACUUAAUUUGGCUGAAUUCACCGACUUAGUCACAAGAGGCAUUGGUCGAGACAUCGCAUUCAUAGGUGCCUAA